AUGGCCACCGGUUCCGAAUUGCCACGCCGGUUGAAGGGACUCCCUCGAAGUGGAAGGCCAAUCAAAUUGACGGCUCCGGUACCGGAAGCGGUGGUUCCAGCCCAGGGAACCGGAUUUUAUAACACCACAAAGAUAACGGAGUCCAGGAACGUGUUGGUGAGCAGACCAAGAACUGGAAUUUCUCUUGGUCAAGCUCAAGAACCAUCAUGCCCGAAAGAAACAAAUAUGACAGCAAUAAUUACCCUGGAAAAGCGACUAAGUAGAAACGACUCUUUCAUGUUAAAUUUCAUAAGCAAACCUGAAGAAGAGCAGCAAUUGUACCAAAGGAAUUCCACAGCAGUGGAGCCAAGUCUUGAAACAGCUCUCUCUUCUAUUAAAUACAGACAAGACAGUGCAUAA
Molecule: messenger RNA, 399 nt
Organism: Striga asiatica
Lineage: Eukaryota; Viridiplantae; Streptophyta; Magnoliopsida; Lamiales; Orobanchaceae
Source: the annotation of a GenBank genome assembly